UCCAGCAGCUGUGGGAGCCCAGAGAACAGUUGAGCAGGAGCUGCUGAGGGGUGGGGAUUGAAGGAACCACAGAGUUCACAAUCUUUUUUUGCAGCACUAAGGACAUGAGAAUCACAAAAUUACAUGGGCUGGCUAUUCUAGUGACAGCAGGAAUCACUGGUGCAAUCUGGUACCACCACCCUUUCUCCCCCAGCAGAGACCAGGAACAUGCAGCCUCCCCUGCAGGGGACUCAGGACUGAAAACAGACUUACAUGAAACCUCUCUGAUGCUUCCAUGGAGACAGGAUGUGUUGGUGUUGACACCAUGGCUGGCUCCAAUAGUUUGGGAAGGCACAUUCAGCAGAGACAUCCUGAAUGCUCAAUAUCUGCAGAAGAAUCUGGUCACUGGAGUGGUCACUUUUGCUGUUGAAAAAUAUGUCCAGUUCAUAGAAGGGUUCAUGACAUCUGCCAACAAGUACUUCCUUGCUGGGCACCAAGUGAAUUUCUACUUGUUCACAGACAGCCCUGAGAAAGUCUCCCACCUUCAGAUGGCCCCUGAGAACCACCUGUUUGUCAUCCCUGUGCAGAAUGGCUCCAGGUGGCAGGACAUCUCCAGGUGCCGCAUGCGCAUCAUCAGCUCACACAUCCAGAAGCAGUUCCAGCACGAGGUGGAUUAUCUGUACUCCAUGGACAUCAACGUGCAGCUCCUGGCACACAUCGGGGUGGAGAUCAUCGAUGCCCUGGUGGCAACCAUCAGCUCCUGGCAGGUCACCUCUCAGCAGGAGAACAAAGCCCAUGGGACACGCCCUGAGCCACAAGGGGACUUCCAUUACACUGCCAGCUUCUAUGGCGGCAGUGUGUCUGAGGUGCACAAAUUGACCACAGCCUGUUUUAGGGGGCUGGGGGAGGACAGAGAAAAUGGAAUUGAGGCUUGGGGGCACCAUGAGAGGCACCUCAACAAGUACCUGCUGCAGCACAAACCCACACGCCUGCUGUCCCCAGAGUACUACUGGGACACAGAGCUGAGCCCCAGCGUCAUCCACGUGAAGAGGAUGUGCUCUGUGCACAGGGACAGCCAGAGGUGUAGCUGCCAGAGCUAGGAUGGUUCUAGCUUCUGGCUGCUAUGGGGUCUGGAUAGCUCCAGGAGCCCCCGAGGCAGAAUUUAGGUUCUCAGCUAGCUAGGAAUGAGAUCCUGGGAAUUGCAGUAGAGGUUCUGAAGAAAGCUUUAUUUCUUCAAAGGGUUCUACCAGCAAAAUCUGAAUACACAGCAUAACAAGGGGUUUUUAUAGGGUUUAGGAGGAUUGAGAUCUAACCAGUAAAAUUAUAACUUGAAAACUAUCCAAUUGCUUUAAGAUUCCAGGUGAGAAAAGACAAAUCAUUUAGUAAGGUUAAAGACCAAUAGAAAUCCUAAAUGUUAUCAGGGGUUUCUGUAGGGGGGUAAAUAUUUCUCUAAUAUGAGUCAUUCUAAGGAAAAGUUUCCUUAUCUCAGGGUAUGAGAUCCUCGGGGCCUUUUUCAGGGAUAGUUGUAUCAUCCACACAGAGGUAGCUCCUGAAACAGAGGAUGUGAAGCUUUUCCUCCUCACAGCCCCACUGUGAAGAACUGAGAGUGAUGGGCAAGGGAAGUUUCUCUGUUUGUAGGACUGAACACAUUUUCUUCUUCUCAACUUAGCCCAUAAAGUCUCCUUAGCUAGAGACAGCUAAACCUGUUGUUGGAAACUGCUGGGAGCCAGGGAAAAAGCAGCCUUGAAGCCUUGCCUUUCUCAGCCUUCACAAGGAUUAAUGAUUAUGCAUAAUAGUGAUUAUACACCUGCAGGGUGUGUGAAAGCCGUGUGAGUGUCUUGUGAUAUUUUGCAGAAAGUGUG
Ficedula albicollis (Collared flycatcher) is the source of this 1841-nucleotide messenger RNA. Its product is annotated as histo-blood group ABO system transferase 2-like. The transcript has 6 exons. Gene Ontology annotation, molecular function: hexosyltransferase activity. Gene Ontology annotation, biological process: carbohydrate metabolic process. The record is from RefSeq and is a predicted model, not a curated record. Lineage: Eukaryota; Metazoa; Chordata; Aves; Passeriformes; Muscicapidae. Gene Ontology annotation, cellular component: membrane; vesicle; Golgi apparatus. Bases 105 to 1079 code for a protein of 324 amino acids.